AUGGGUACUGAAAACAAAAGUGUUGCCCAAGGUGAUGGACAGAACUUGGUUACUGAAGACGUGACGGUCGUGGAGGGAGAUGUUGCCACCAUCAGUUGUCGAGUCAAAAACAGCGAUGACUCAGUGAUUCAGCUACUGAAUCCCAACAGACAGACGAUUUAUUUCAGAGACUUCAGGCCUUUGAAGGACAGCAGGUUUCAGUUAGUGAAUUUCUCUAACAGUGAACUCAGAGUGUCGUUGACAAAUGUCUCCGUUUCUGAUGAAGGAAGAUACUUCUGCCAACUUUACACGGAUCCCCCGCAGGAAAUUUAUACCACUAUUACUGUGCUUGUCCCACCACGCAAUUUGAUGAUUGAUAUCCAGAAAGAAACGGCCGUGGAAGGAGAAGAGAUUGAGCUGAACUGCACUGCCAUGGCCAGCCGACCAGCCACCGCAAUCAGAUGGUUCAAAGGGAACAAAGAGCUAAUCGGCAAAACUGAAGUGGAGAAGUGGUCUGAUAUGUUCACUGUGACGAGCCAGCUUAUGCUAACAGUGGGGCGCGAGGAUGAUGGAGUCCCAGUCAUCUGUCUGGUAGAUCACCCAGCUGUCAAAGACUUACAGACCCAGCGCUACCUAGAAGUAAUGUAUAAGCCCCAAGUGCGGGUUUUACAGAAUUACCCACUGCAAGGCCUAACGAGAGAAGGGGAGCCACUCGAACUGACAUGUACAGCCCUUGGAAAGCCACAGCCUACGGACAUGAAAUGGUUAAGAGUAGAUGAUGAGAUGCCUCAACACGUUGUAGUGUCGGGUUCAAACCUUCUCAUUAGUAACCUAAACAAAACAGAUAAUGGUACAUACCGGUGUGAGGCUUCAAAUUCGGUGGGAAAAUCAUAUGCGGAUUACAUGCUGUUUGUAUACGAUCCCCCCACAACUAUCCCUCCUCCCACAACAACCACCACCACCACCACCCCUACCACCAUCACAGACACAACGGCGACGACAGAACCGGCAGUUCACGGCUUUACUCAGUUGCCAAAUUCCGCAGAGGAACUGGACUAUGGGGAUCUCACAGAUUCUCGAGCAGGAGAUGAAGGGUCCAUCCGGGCCGUGGACCAUGCGGUGAUCGGCGGAGUCGUGGCUGUGGUGGUCUUCGCGAUGCUUUGCCUGCUCAUCAUUUUAGGGCGAUACUUUGCGAGACAUAAAGGUACAUACUUCACUCACGAAGCCAAAGGAGCAGAUGAUGCAGCCGACGCAGACACAGCUAUAAUCAAUGCAGAAGGAGGACAGAACAACUCUGAAGAAAAGAAAGAGUACUUCAUCUAGAUCAGCCUUGGUUUCAAUGAGGUGUCCAACCGUGGACGGUUACUGGCCCAAUUUAGAUGACAGAGACAGUGAUAUUGGAAGUUGCAACCAGCUUGUGUCUUUUUUUUUUUUGUUUUUUGUUUUUUUUUGGUUAACAAAUGGGUGAAGAGAUGUCAGACUGGAAGGGUCCUGGAUUGGAUGUGUAAAAAACAUUAUUUGUAAAGUACACUCUGCUGUUUGACACCUCAGUUUGGGUUUUAUUUUUUGGCCAAGUCCAACUUGGAAUUAGUUUAGUUGAAUCAUUUGCAGAAAAUUCUGUGCCUUGUUUUAUUUUAAUUUUAUUGGGGGGGGGGAGGGAUUAUGCGUGUGUUUCUUUUUUUUCUUUUCAUUUUUUUUCUGUUCUCUUUUGGAAUUGCCUGCUGGAACCCCUUGGAAUAGGUUUCUUUUUAAUGUGUUUCUUUAUUUUAACUCCACUAUUUUUUUUUCUGUUCAAAGUUCAAUCUUAUCAGAGGAGAACCAGCACACUUUAGAUUUUGUAGUUUGCAAUUCAGUGUAUCCAUAAUACAUUCUUCUCUGUUGUCUUAAAGGCUUGGGUGAAGAAGCUAUGAAAAACUGUUUGCAGCUGCCUGUGUUUCAAAUGCUUUCUAGUGGUGGAGAGUAGAAAAUAGGCUGUGACUCAGAAAAUGCACUCCGUUGGCUACGGAGCGACAUUACUGCACAGGGUUAUCUGCAAGUGAGGUGUGUCACUGUGAGAUUGAAUCUGUCUUCAAUUCUGUGUUUGUAGACUGCUCAGUAGAGAGGGUAUCCUCAUGCUGUCUGGACAAGUUUGGGGCAUGAAGGAAUCCUUCUUGUUUUUGUCCUAAGCAGAACUGACAGAUGAAGGCUGUUCCUUUUAUGCAAGUGGACAAAUUUGAGUUGCCACAGGAGAGAAAGGGGUGGAGGGGGAAAGGUAGUUCUGCUCUGAUUAUUUCUGUUCCAAACAAUUCCAUCAAGCUUUCCCAAUAGGCCUUACUUCUGCCUAAUUUUCUGGAAAAAGAAAAGUCCUCAUGGUGUGCAAAGUGCUCGGAAUGAGCAGAUUUUGUAUUAUUUUUCCUCCUUCUCUUUGUGCUAGUUAGGGAAGGCCGUGGGAUCUGGCCUGCAUGUACUGUAUAUUACAGAUAUUUGUCAUGCUGAGCGAUCCAGCCAGAGACUGUGUGAAACUUCCAUUCCUUAAGAUUUGGUUUGACAAAGCAGGAGGAACAGCAGAAGGAUCGCUAUUGUUUUCAUGCCGGCGUGUCCUGUUUCUCAGUUCUGCAAAGGUCAGAGCAGGUGGAAAUAACAGCAUGUAGGCUUUUUCAGUCACUUAAUCAAAACUCAAAUGUUGUAUUUUUUUAUCUCUUUACCUUUCAUACACUAGCUUUGGCCUCAUUCCUCAGCCUUAAGAACCAUCUGCCAACAAAUUACUGAUCCUUGGAUGAAUGCAGUCAUGGUGCACAGCUACUAAAAAUAAGUUACCUUGAAAAUGUUUUCGGUUUGAAGCCUUGGGAAAAACUGGAUGAGUGAAGUUGCCAUUUCUUUUCUGAUAAAGUAACUAUGGGGAUUUGCAUUAAAAAUUGCCAGGCAAACAGAUUAUAAACAUUUUAGGUGAAAUUCAAAACAAUGUGAAUUAGAAUUAUGAUGGCUCUUCAGAUAGCAGUCCACGAUAAGGUACCAUUAAAAUCUCUGUGUAUAUACUGAGCUGUUCACUGAGUAAUCUUGGAAUUUGAAAGAUGCGUUUUUAUUAUUGUUACAUUAUAUAGAAAAUUUAAACUGAUUUAUUUAAGGGGAAAAUUUGCAUCUGUUACAACUUCAUAAGCUUUUAGGAAGCAUUUUUUAAGGGUUUUUUUUUAACAUUUUGGCAGAAGCACUGCAACACGAGAGCCUUUUGGGAAUGGGUCGGCAUGUGAAAGAGGGAAAAAAACCAAAUCCAUUCUUGAGCAGUAUUUUCUUUUCCACUCCCCUCAGAAACAGAGAGAGACAAAAGGGAAAUCAACUUUGUCAAGUGCUUCUGAGGUAUCAGCACCUGCGGAGCUCCUAGCCAAACCACAACCAAGGGCAAGAAGCAUUUAUCGUGUUAGUGGAAGGUUUCUUGGGGGGAGGGGCUUUGUACACACUGAUCACAGAAUUGGCAUUCUGUUUUUUUUUUGUUUGUUUUGGUUUGGUUUUGACCAGCCCAUCUUUGUUUUGAAAGUGUACAGUAGUGCAGUGUUACCGAUGUAACUUUGACUUACAAUGUUGACAUGUCUCAGGUUCAUGUGUUUUGUUUGGUGUUUUCCGUCUCAGGUAGAUUGCAAAAUUUUUCAGCCCCACACAUUGGAAGAGAACUAAACAACAACAACAAAAAACCCAGGAAAUUAUGGAUUUUAGUUGUAUAUUGGUUUAUGUAUUUUUUUCUUCGGUAUACAGUGCGCUGUUGAAAUGUAUUGUUGAGUAUUACUUUGUACAGGUUUAGAUCAUAAGGGUUUUUAAGAGUGUAGAAAGAAACACACUUUUUAAAAAAAAAUGAAGGAUGUGUAACUGAUGGCAAAUAAGCUUGUUCUUUAAUCACCUGCCCUUUUUAUUUUCCCCUGUAGGCCAGUUCUGUUUAAGAUGUCCAUGGAAGAUGUUACAGUGUAAGAAAAUACAUAUCCAUAUGUUCCCAUUCACAUUUUGUAUUGGUUCAUGUAUAUCAUUUUUACAAACAGAGAAGUACUAUAAAAUAUGUCUUCUUAAUAAAAAAAAUUAAUGUUACAAAACUAUUCUUUAAUCUCACUUUGCACUCUUUACCUUCACGGCCAUGGUGGCCGGUUGCAGUAAAGUCCAGUCUUAGCUUGCUUAUUGUGAAAUUCCAGUUUAAAAAAUUGUUGUGGAUUCCUCCCAAGAUCUGUGGCCGCCUAGAACUAAAUCUCCCAUCUUUAAUUCUCUUUUCCCCCAUCUUUUGACCUGUUUCUCUUUCUCCUUAUUCUGACUCCUAAGCGGUCAUGAGGCAGCCAUCGUAAUCCAAGCCAAUGCUGUUCUUUGGUCAAGGGAGCAGGGUUUGUAAAAACCACAGGCCCUUGUAACAUUUAGGCCAACUAGAUGACAUGCUGAGUCAGCAGAACGUGCCGCUGUUGCGUGAAUUUGUAUUUAAGUCCCUUCUGUGAUCACUGACGUACGUUUCUUGUAUUAUUUUGGAGAGUUGGUGUAAAGAUGCCUUCAAUUUUCAUAAUUAAAAAUCCUUUUUUAUUAA
This is a messenger RNA of Pelodiscus sinensis (Chinese soft-shelled turtle), 4507 nucleotides long. The record is from RefSeq and is a predicted model, not a curated record. NCBI's taxonomy places the organism in Eukaryota, Metazoa, Chordata, Testudines, Trionychidae.